This is a messenger RNA of Venturia canescens, 2013 nucleotides long. RefSeq lists its product as uncharacterized. The record is from RefSeq and is a predicted model, not a curated record. Bases 32 to 1777 code for a protein of 581 amino acids. NCBI's taxonomy places the organism in Eukaryota, Metazoa, Arthropoda, Insecta, Hymenoptera, Ichneumonidae. The transcript has 8 exons.
AAGAAUUAAAAAGGCAGUGAGCAUUGCAUCCAUGGAAAAGUUAAAACUUCAUGGGAUGGAGUUUUUACCGAUUCCAGAUGACGAGAGAAUAAAAGAAAUUGAAGAAAAUGAGGCACACGACGAAAAUGUCCAUGAUAUGUCGCAAGAUAAAUGCACAUUAGAAAAAAAUAAAGAAUUGGUCCUAAUAAGUGAAACCAACGAAGAAGAAAUCGAUGUCGAGACGAUGCUUAGCGAAAUAAUAAGUGCUGCAACGAACACUAAGGCGAAUGACGCAAACGAAGAAAAAAGAACUGAGGAGCUGCAUGAGACUCCGUUUCGAAAAAAUGUCAAUGUGCCCAGAAGUUCGAAGUGGCGGGAUACUGCUUCAAAUAGUAGUCCUGGUGAAGAAGCGUUUUUGAAAAAAACAUUGCAAAAUGGACCGUCCUCGUUCGGGGAAGAGAGAAAUGAUGGAAUAACUGAAGGAUCUCAACGAAAGUCAUCUCGGUCGCCGGGUAAUAAGUUGGAAGCUAUAUUUGGCAAAAAUUCGAGUUUUGCUGGUGAUAAAAACAACAAUGAUAGACGUUAUAAAACGUGGAGCGAAAUUGAAGCCGCCGCAAUGAGCAUCAGUAACCGGGAAAAAAUUGAUACGAACGUAAUACACGACCGAAAGAGAAAGAAAAAUAAUGAUGAAGUGUCUACCAUUAAUAAAAACCAACCAAUGAUACCGAAAAAAGUGUUGAAGAAAAUACAUAAACCCGCCGAUCGGACAAAUGGAGAGGACCCUUUCAAUUUUGAGAAUGACGAGAGUGACAUUUCCCAAAGGCGUAAGAAGCCGAAGGAGCUGUCGGCACCGGUAGAAAAAAAUGCCCAACAAAAAAACGUUAACGGCCGAAAGGUAAAACAGACGGUCAGCAAUCAAAAGAUGUCGAAUGAAAAAAGCCCAAGUGUUUCGUCAAGCAGCGCAACCGGUAAAAAUGAUGAGAGAUCGGCUCCAACCUCGGAUUACUCUCAAGGACAAAAAGAGAGAUUCAAAAACGCGUAUAACGAAAUGUUGAAGACGGCCGUAAAUCAUAUGAAACAGGUGAAAAAAUUCGGAAAAUUGAUGAAUGAAGAUGAUAUCGAAGAAUCACCCUUCGAAUUGUUGGACAUUCUGUCGGAUGAUGAAACGGAAGACAUGGAAAUUACUCCGGGUUGGCGAAUCCACCGGGACAUAAUCAUACAAGCGGGAUUGGCUCCCACCAUGAGUAAAAGAUUGGCCACACUGAUGUCAGCCCUGUGGAGCAGGGAGGAGAGAGAAAAGCUUAUAAUAAAAAAAACAAGAAACAAAAAGAACGAUGGAAGACGAGAAAUAACAGUGGGAGAAGCGAGACAGUUGAUGAGUGCGUGUAUGGCGCUUCAAUCGAUGAAGAUACUUUCGGUAAAUGAAGUGGACACUAUCGAAAAUAUCAAGAUCUCGAUUUCGAAAAAAUUAAAAAACGAUCGGUACAACAGUUUUCGUUGGAGAAAACGUAACGGUAAAAAGUCAAGCGGCAAGAAUGCAAAAGCACGCGGAAAUAUUGAUAAGCGCGACAAAGAUUACGAUGAGAACGAGGAGAAAUGCGCCGACGACGAUAAUACCAACGAAGAUGAUUACGACGAUCCGGAGGAAUCGGUCGAAGACGUCGACGACGACGACGCUGAUAACGACGAAAAUGAAAACGAUGACGGGGAGGAAUUGAGCGACGACGAUAAUAGCAGUAACGGUGAUAACGAUGACGGCGUAAACUGCGACGAUAGCGACCUCAGCACCAAUAAUUGAUUUCAUUAUUUAUCGUUGUCGUACAAAGUAAAAAAUCAAAAGAAGUGAUGAAAGUUUGCAAUGCGUACAAAAUUGCAACAUUGAAUUUGAGUAAUUCGGAAAUACUGACAGUACGAUGUACUCAUUUUCGAUUUUUUUUAAAUGUAACCCGUUAAAAUGUACGAGCAUUACUCGUCAUGCAUUUAUUAUUCAGCACUGAAGAAUCGUUAAGUGCAAUAUGGGAGAAAAAAUAUAUG